Syngnathoides biaculeatus (alligator pipefish) is the source of this 1034-nucleotide messenger RNA. RefSeq lists its product as uncharacterized. The transcript has 4 exons. Lineage: Eukaryota; Metazoa; Chordata; Actinopteri; Syngnathiformes; Syngnathidae. The record is from RefSeq and is a predicted model, not a curated record. The coding region runs from base 114 to 968 and encodes 284 amino acids.
AAGUGGAGCGGUUAAAAGCAGCACUUGGACGCAUCAUGCCGGUGCAGAGCAAGUAGCUUGACGUUGAGUUUUGUGGCUACUGUUGCUUUGACCCAGGCUGCCCGCCUGCAGAAAUGGCUUGUGGAAUUUAUUUGGGGGUCUUGCUGCUUUGCUACCUUCAAGCAGAGCAUGUACGCUGUUUGUGGGCUUCUCGACAAGCUCAAGGCAAGACAUAUGUUGGCUUUGUGCAAGAUGGCGGCGGCAGCGAUCCAAGACGUGCCGGCAAAGCUCCCCAGAAUCAAUUCAGACAAGCGGCCCAGGUUCGAGCCCCAGUCCAAAGUGGCAGUAGUGCCGAAGUCUCCGCUCAAGGCGGCAAACCUUCGUCUGGCGGCGGCGGCUACUCGUCACUCAAGGUGGUCCGCCGCCGCCCCGUGGCCGUGUCUCUCAAGAAAGCGGUGCCGGUCAAGCCCCAGCGGGUGAGCCUCUCAACGGCCAUCGCGAGUUCUGGCUCCCUGAGCAGGUUCAACCCGCCGAAGUCCGACCUGGCGGUCGGACCGCUUCAAAGAUUCCAGAAACCGAACAGCGGGCAACGCGCUGAGAAGUCGUCUGGCUUUUUCUCGACAAGUUACGGCAAACGCAAGUUCUUGGCCAACAUGCGGACGUCAGCCAACGGCGCCGCCACCAAAGUCCUGAUUGGGCAGAAACCAGCAAGACUGCAAAAAACCUUUCCGAACCACAACCAGGGUCACCAUGUGGGCCAAAGUAAUAAAGCGCAGCAGGCGAGCGGAGGCCGGUCCGGGGCGGGAUCCGACGGGGAACGCUACGCCCCCACGAACGUCCUGAUCAUCCCCAGCCGCUACGGUGGCUUCCCCAUCAGGCGCCUGAAGGACCCCGCGUCCCAGAAGAAACAAAAGGUGGCCCCCCAGAAGCCUGCUACCAGCUGGGCUCACACUGGCACGAAGUGGGCCAGAAUCAAGCUAAGACCCUGACCAUGGAGUGACGGCUGGCCAUUUUAGUGUUGGCUUUUGGAAAAUAAAGUACAUUAUCGCUGCUAA